Messenger RNA from Hemibagrus wyckioides, 3514 nucleotides. RefSeq names its product adenylate cyclase activating polypeptide 1b (gene adcyap1b). Gene Ontology annotation, cellular component: neuron projection; perikaryon; extracellular region. The coding region runs from base 247 to 774 and encodes 175 amino acids. The record is from RefSeq and is a predicted model, not a curated record. The transcript has 5 exons. Gene Ontology annotation, molecular function: peptide hormone receptor binding; pituitary adenylate cyclase activating polypeptide activity; neuropeptide hormone activity. NCBI's taxonomy places the organism in Eukaryota, Metazoa, Chordata, Actinopteri, Siluriformes, Bagridae. Gene Ontology annotation, biological process: positive regulation of ERK1 and ERK2 cascade; positive regulation of protein kinase activity; neuropeptide signaling pathway.
AAGAGUCUCCAUUCAUGGAUAAAAAUCGGAGGGAACUGGAGGGGGGGUGAAAGUUGAGCAAAAAGGACAUGUGGACGAACGAAUAAGCCGUGCACGACGAAUUUCAACGACGAUUUUUUUUUGCUCGCGAAAGGUUAUUUUUUGUUUGUUUGUUUGUUUUAGCAGCUACUUGUAUUGUAUAAAAGUCAAAGGCGGUUGAUCAGGACGAGCCCACAAGGAAACGGCAGUGGCGCUUCAGAGAAGAGCAUGGCCAAAUCUAGUAGAGCUACUUUGGCUCUGCUCAUCUACGGGAUCUUAAUGCGCUACAGCGCCCAAUGCACACCCAUCGGAAUGGGCUUCCCCAACAUGAGGCUAGAAAACGACGUGUUCGGGGACGAGGGAAACUCGUUAAGUGAGCUCUCCUAUGAGCCCGACACGAUGAGCGCGCGCAGUGCUCCAGCCCUCCCGGAGGACGCAUAUACACUGUAUUACCCGCCCGAGAGAAGAGCCGAAACGCAUGCAGACGGAUUGUUAGAUAGAGCCUUGAGGGACAUCCUGGUUCAGUUAUCAGCCCGAAAAUAUCUGCAUUCUCUGACGGCAGUUCGCGUAGGUGAGGAAGAAGAGGACGAAGAAGACUCGGAGCCACUGUCCAAGCGCCACUCGGACGGCAUUUUCACGGACAGCUACAGCCGCUACCGGAAACAAAUGGCCGUAAAAAAAUACCUUGCAGCAGUGCUGGGAAGAAGGUACAGACAGAGGUUUAGAAACAAAGGACGCCGCUUUGCUUAUUUGUAGCGGGGGGAAAAAAAGCGCGCGAGAGAAAAUAGAGCAACUGCCCUCCCUUGUGUCCAUUCAAUCAUACAGUCAAAAGUCAUUCUAACUUAAAACUGAGCAGUCGGUGGAUCUCGCCUGUGUUCUUUUAAACAUGUAUUUUAUGUACGAAGUCAAGCCAUUAAAAAUAUUUUAGUAAGAACAUGUUUUUUUUCUUCCUUUUUUUGUAUAAAAGCACUUGAGACCGCACAGUUCUACUUUGUGGACCAAUCGUUCAGUUGAAUGUAUAUAGCUUUAUAUGUUGAAAACGAAACUAAAAAAAAAUCUAGGAAAAAAUAUAUGAAUUAUAUAUAUAUAUAUCUAAAUAUAUAUAUGACAAAUGUGCACCUUGAACGUUAUGCGCUUGAUAUCUUUUUCGAAUUCAUCAUAUGCAGAAAAAUAAAUAGAUUUUAAAAAAGACAAUCAAAGUUCUGAAUGUUAUACUUUAUUUUUGUAAUGGAAAAAAAAAGUGCAAAAAAAAAGAAAAAAAAAGAAAAAAAAAGAAUAGAGUUUUUAUUUUGUGCGAAGUUGGCCCUGGGAUGUAAGUGACCAUAAGGCUGACUCUGUUAAAAAAAAAAAAUUAAUUUAAAAAAAAAAAAGAAAAAGAAAAAAAAAGCACAGGCUGUAAUGAUCCUAUGGAGGGGUCAGGGAGCGAUACACACUGACCAACAUGAAUCCCUCAUUACACAACUACAUUUGUGUAAGUGUUUUAGACGUGCAAGUCACCUGUCUGACUAAAUGCAACAGGUUUGUUAUUUUUUAUUUAUUUAUUUUAUUUAUUUAUUUAUUUUUUUUGAGUUUUAAAAGUUAGGAUUUGUGACUGAAAAUGAAAUGAAUGACACUGGAAUUUAGCUCAUUAGUGCUGUCAUAUUAUUUUGGUAGUCGCUUGCUUAAACUUAAAACAAUCAUCCCAUCUUCCCUGCACCUACAUGCAUGAUGCAUGUACAGUCCUCUGUGUCGUUUGUAAAACAGUCCCUGUUGCAUUCCAUAUGCUCGAAAAUGGCAGUUUUUCUUUUAUUUUCAAAGACAUUUCUGUUGUAUCACCUAGACAUGCUUUCUUAAAGACUAUUAAACAUGUUCAUGCAGCCUACUGCAGAGUUCUUCAGGGUGAAUGGAGAAGAAUGGUAUCCCUGCCCCCCUUCAAAAAAAAACAACAAAAAACUAAUUUCCAGUGCAUGCGUAAUGGCCUUUUAAAAGUGUUAUAUAGCAUGUCAUUUUUUAUCAGUUUGAGGCAUGUAUGCUGUGAGCCUAGUCAUGGUUUUGCGUCAUUUCUAUCUUUGUAUUAAUCAGAUUUGUUUCUAUUGUUGUUUGAAAAUGUAGAAGUUGUGUACGUGUUGGGAAAAAAUAGUCAUGUGUACUCAAUCACUGGGAUGAAUUCUUAUUUGGGAGACAAAAAAAAAAUUAACUUCAGAAUGUCCUUUGUUAAGGUCCAGUGUAUAGAUAUAGUAGUACACUUGCCUACACACCUUAUGGACUCCAGCUUAGUAUUACUGCAUUCCUGGCUAACACUUCUUGUUAUAACUUCUGAUAAUCCAUUAAACUCAUUACAUUAUCUAUGUGCAUAAGUCAUAUGUGUUAUGCAUCUCUUUGAAGAAAUUGAGAGGAAGUAAAAGGAGCGAUGCAUGGACAGAGGAUCAGGAAACCAAAGCAUCCAGGGAGUUGGCCAGAUGUUCAGAUAAAGUUAUGGCAUCCCUUAAUCCAUUUGAACCCUUGUAGGUUUAAGUCAGUAGUAAGUAUUAUGCAGCACUUAAAUCCUGGAAUAUCUUUUAUCCCGAAGUACUAUUCAAAUUGUAUUUUUUUUUUCUGUCUAUAAACCAUAGUUGAUGGUUUAUGUAUUCUAUACAAUAAUAUUCAGGCCGUAUUUCCCCACUAAUUUAGCAUUCAGACUAUUCUUUCCAGACAUGAACUUGGUUAACCCCCAAACCCCCCCGCCCCAAAUUGGCAUCAGUUCCUAGGAUUUCUAUGAGUGUAGAUGUUUUUAUGGGAGAGCAAUGUGUGAAUGUGUGUGAAUGUGUUGCAAGAGUGUGAGCAUGUAUAAUAUGAACCAGACAGUGGUAUGUGACAGACAGCAUGGCUUCUGGCUUUGGUGCCUUGCUACAACGUAUGACAAAAAAAAAAUCGCCACUUGAUAUGGAUGGCAAUUUUUAGUGGCCCUAUAAUGCUGCAGACUAUUAGCUUACAUUUCACUAACCAUCUUUUCUUUUUUUUUUCUUUCCAAAUUUGGCUGGGCCGAUAUCUAAUUCCAUUCAAAAGCAUGGCCAGCGUUACAUUGUGAUCCAAUUUAAUAUUGAACUGAUGUAAAUGGCAAAAGUAUUAACUGUCUCUAGGCUGUUAUAAGUUCAAUGAAUGUGUUGUUGUGGCAAAGUAAAGUGUUCCUGUUUCAUUGUUCUCAGUAAACUGACUCAUCAUAUCCCAAGCUUAUGUAGAGGGCCAUGAAGCCUAGCUUGAUUUUGUGUUGUUUCUUGUCGCAUCGCUUGAGGGUUAUUUGUCAGCUAGCAAAGAGCCUGACGGAGUGCAGCCCACAGCCCAGCCUCUUGUGUACAUUUCUAAGAGCGCCAAAAGCCUUAAUGUGAAAGUUUUAUCUAUAUCUGAAAUAUUAUGUGUGAGAAGUGAAUAUUAGCAAAUGUGAAGUCGAGAUAUUAAUCCAUAACUCCUUAGGGGGUGACGUUUUUAAAUGUUGAAAAAGUGUUGUAAGAUUUGUAUGAAUAAAUUUUUGUAAACAACA